Microcebus murinus (gray mouse lemur) is the source of this 1231-nucleotide messenger RNA. It is a transcript of the gene GFRAL, whose product is annotated as GDNF family receptor alpha like. Gene Ontology annotation, molecular function: signaling receptor activity. The record is from RefSeq and is a predicted model, not a curated record. Lineage: Eukaryota; Metazoa; Chordata; Mammalia; Primates; Cheirogaleidae. Gene Ontology annotation, biological process: nervous system development. Gene Ontology annotation, cellular component: signaling receptor complex; external side of plasma membrane.
UUUCAAGCUAUGGGGCUAAGCUUGGAAAAUGAGUACAUUUCCCAAACCAGUGACUGCACAUAUUUAAGAGAGCAAUGUUUAAAUGAUACAAAUGGAUGUAAACAUGCAUGGAAACUACUGGAGGAUGCCUGCAAUGAUUCAGAUCCAGGUCACCCCUGCAAGAUGAGGAAUUCAUCACACUGUAACCUGGCUAUCCAGUUCUUAGUGGAAAGCAAUUUUCAGUUUAAAGAGUGUGUCUGCACUGGUGACUUCUAUUGUACUGUGAACAAAUUGCUUGGAAAAAAAUGCAUCAAUGGAUCAGAUAACAUGGAAGAGGAUAAAUUUAAAUUGGAUCUAACUACUCUUUCUCAACACGGAUUCAAAGGGAUCUGGUCCUGUUUGGAAGUGGCAGAGGCGUGUGUGGAGGAUGUGGUCUGUAAUGCACAGUUGGCCCCUUACCUUAAAGCUUGUUCAGCAAAUGGAAAUCCGUGUGAUGUGAAACACUGCCAAGCAGCCAUACGGUUCUUCUAUCAAAAUAUGCCUUUUAACAUUGCCCAGAUGUUGGCUUUUUGUGACUGUGCUCAAUCUGAUAUACCUUGUCAGCAGUCCAAAGAAGCUCUUCACGGCAAGCCAUGUGCAGCGAACAGAGUUCCACCCCCUACUUGCCUCAAUGUAAUUCACAGCUGCCGAAAUGAUGAAUUAUGCAGGAGGCGCUAUAGUAAAUUUCAGUCAAACUGCUGGCAGCACGUGACUAGAAAGUGCCAUGAAGAUGAGAACUGCAUCAGUACCUUAAGCAAACAGGACCUCACUUGCUCGGAAAGUGAUGACUGCAAAGCUGCCUACAUCGGUACCCUUGGGACUGUCCUUCAAGUGCAGUGUACCUGCAGGGCCAUUACACAAAGCGAAGAAUCUUUGUGCAAGAUUUUCCAGCAUAUGCUUCAUAGAAAAUCAUGUUUCCAUUAUUCGACCCUGUCUAAUGUCAAAGGCAUUGCAUUGUAUAAAAGAAAACAUGCAAGGGAAAUCACAUUGACUGGAUUUCAUUCCCCCUUCAAUGGAGAAGUAAUCUAUGCUAUCAUGUGCAUGACAGUCACCUGUGGAAUCCUUCUUUUGGUUAUGGUCAAGCUAAGAACCUCCAGAAUAUCAAAUCAAACAAGAGACCCUUCACCAAUCCAAAUACAUGGAGAACUUGUGAUUCAUUAAGAGUCGAAGAUCAUUAACAAUCACUUUCUUUAAAACAAGUCGUUGCAGCCAG